GGUGCGAGCUCGGUGACGGCCCCGGGGUGGGGUCCCGGCGCCGGGUGGCGGCUCUGGGGAUGGGGAAGGAGCAGGAGCUGCUGGAGGCGGCCCGCACCGGGCACCUCCCGGCCGUGGAGAAGCUGCUGUCCGGGAAGCGGCUGUCCUCGGGCUUCGGCGGCGGCGGCGGCGGCGGCGGCGGCGGAGGAGGAGGAGGGAGCUCCGGGGGCGGCGGCUCCGGGGCCGGCGGCGGCGGCUCCUCCAGUCACCCCCUGUCCAGUCUGCUCAGCAUGUGGAGAGGGCCGAAUGUGAACUGUGUCGACAGCACCGGCUACACCCCGCUGCACCACGCCGCUCUGAACGGACACAGGGAUGUGGUCGAGGUUCUUCUGAGGAACGACGCACUGACCAAUGUGGCCGACUCAAAAGGCUGCUACCCCCUGCACUUGGCCGCCUGGAAGGGAGAUGCCCAGAUCGUGCGGCUGCUCAUCCACCAGGGGCCCUCCCACACCAGAGUCAACGAACAGAACAACGACAACGAGACGGCCUUGCAUUGCGCAGCGCAGUACGGCCACACGGAGGUGGUGAAGGCUCUCUUGGAGGAGCUCACCGACCCCACCAUGCGCAACAACAAAUUUGAGACGCCCCUGGACCUGGCUGCGCUCUACGGGCGGCUGGAGGUGGUGAAGAUGCUCCUGAACGCGCACCCCAACCUCCUGAGCUGCGGCACCAAGAAGCACACCCCCCUGCACCUGGCAGCGAGGAACGGCCACAAGGCCGUGGUGCAGGUCCUGCUCGAUGCUGGCAUGGACAGCAACUACCAGACGGAGAUGGGCAGUGCUUUGCAUGAGGCUGCUUUGUUUGGCAAGACCGAUGUGGUGCAAAUCCUGCUGGCCGCAGGGAUCGACGUCAACAUAAGAGAUAACCGCGGUCUGACUGCCCUCGACACUGUCCGGGACCUGCCUUCUCAGAAGAGCCAGCAGAUAGCAGCUCUGAUAGAAGAUCACAUGACCGGGAGAAGGAGCGCAAAGGAAGUGUCCGAGAGCUGCGCCGUCCCGCCGCCCCCUCCACUCUGCAGCGCCGAGGCCCCGGCACCGAAGUCUCAGGGCGAUGUGGAGAAAGCAGUGACUGAGCCGACCACCGACCUUGACACACAUGCUGAAGCGGAGGGUCCCUACGAGGCGCUGUACAAUGCCAUGUCCUGUCAUUCUCUGGAUAGCUUGGCCAGCGGGCGGCCAUCCGACGCAGACUCUGUGAGCAAGGAGACCGAGGCUGCCGGAGCUCGAACCGCUGCAGUGAGGCCGCGAGAACGCCCACCGCCUCCAGCGAAGCCGCCACCUGACGACGAGGAAGAGGAGCGCGGGGCCAAGAAGUGCCUUCUGGUGACAGCGCCUGAGAACGUGGCUGUGAGGCCCAGGAUCCCGGGCAGGGCCGCGCGGGAAGAUGACGAGCACCCGUAUGAGCUGCUGCUGACGGCCGAGACCAAGAGGCCCGCGCCCGGGGGCGAAUGGACGGAAGACCACAGGCGGAGCAGCAGCAGCCGGAGCCAGGACUCUGCGGACGGGCAGGACGGGCAGGUCCCAGAGCAGUUCUCGGGUCUCCUCCACGGUUCCUCCCCGGUGUGCGAGGUGGGACAGGACCCUUUCCAGCUGCUCACUGCCACCGGCCAGAGCCAUCCAGACCGGUCCCCCAAGCAGGGCGCCUGUCCUGAGACCAGCAUGCAGCUGGAAGAGACAGCUUUACACCCUCCCGGAGCCCCGCAGCCCAGCAUCCUGGACCAGAGCAAAAGAGUGGGCUUCUCAGCAGGCCUGGCCACCCCUGCCAGCCGAGGGCACCUCGAGACUUUGACUCUCGCAGCACCUCUGCACCCUGCUGGUGCUGAGGAAGAAGGAGACCAGCUUGGGGCCAGGAGCCGGGCCCCUCCCACCAGCAAGCCCAAAGCGGAGCUCAAACUCAGCCGCAGUUUGUCCAAGUCGGACUCGGAUCUCCUGACCUGCUCUCCCACGGAGGACACCACGAUGGGCAGCCGCAGCGAGUCUUUGUCCAACUGUAGCGUUGGGAAGAAGAGGCUGGAGAAGUCGCCGUCCUUCGCCUCAGAGUGGGAUGAGAUUGAGAAGAUUAUGAGCUCAAUCGGAGAAGGGAUUGACUUUUCUCAGGAACAGCAGAAGAUCUCAGGUUCGCGGACGCUGGAGCAGAGCGUCGGGGAGUGGCUGGAGUCGGUCGGGCUGCAGCAGUAUGAGAGCAGGUUGCUGCUGAAUGGCUUUGACGAUGUCCGCUUCCUGGGGUCGAACGUGAUGGAAGAGCAAGACCUGCGGGAGAUUGGCAUCAGUGACCCGCAACACCGGAGGAAGCUGCUUCAGGCUGCACGCUCCCUGCCCAAGGUGAAGGCCCUUGGCUAUGAUGGGAGCAGCCCUCCAUCAGUGCCCUCUUGGCUGGACUCCCUGGGGCUGCAGGACUACGUUCACUCUUUCCUGUCCAGCGGCUACAGCUCCAUCGACACUGUGAAGAACCUCUGGGAGCUGGAGCUUGUCAACGUCCUGAAGAUCCACCUGCUGGGCCACCGCAAGCGCAUCAUUGCCUCCCUAGCAGAGAGGCCCUAUGAGGAACCACCCCAGAAGCCCCCCAGGUUUUCCCAGCUGAGGUGCCAAGACUUGAUCUCCCAGACGUCAUCCCCAUUGAGCCAAAACGACUCCUGCACGGUGCGGUCCGCAGACCUGCUGUUGCCUUCAGGGGACACGGGCAGGAGGCGGCACGACAGUCUGCACGACCCCGCAGCACCCUCUCGAGCAGAGCGCUUCAGGGUCCAGGAGGAGCCCCAUGAGGCCAAGCUGACCCUGCGCCCACCCAGCCUGGCUGCCCCUUACGCCCCCGUGCAGAGCUGGCAACACCAACCAGAGAAACUCAUCUUCGAGUCCUGCGGUUAUGAGGCCAACUAUCUGGGCUCCAUGCUGAUCAAAGACCUGCGAGGGACAGAAUCCACACAAGAUGCCUGUGCCAAAAUGCGGAAAUCCACCGAGCACAUGAGGAAGAUCCCCACCAUCAUCCUGUCCAUCACAUACAAAGGUGUCAAGUUCAUCGAUGCUUCCAACAAGAACGUCAUUGCGGAGCACGAGAUCCGGAACAUUUCCUGUGCGGCCCAGGACCCAGAGGACCUGUGCACCUUUGCCUACAUCACCAAGGACCUGCAAACCAGCCAUCACUACUGCCAUGUCUUCAGUACAGUGGAUGUGAACCUGACCUACGAGAUCAUCCUGACCCUGGGGCAGGCAUUUGAGGUGGCCUAUCAGCUGGCCCUGCAAGCCCAGAAGUCCAGGACCAUUGGGGCCGCUGCAGCUGAGAUGAUUGAAACAAAAUCUUCCAAACCAGUGCCUAAGCCUCGGGUCGGCAUGAGGAAGUCCGCAGUGCCGCUGCCCCCAGAUAGUCGCUGUUGUUACUGUCACACCUGCACCACCCACCGUCCUUCCUAUCUACCGCUGCCGUCUGUUAGUCCUGGAGUCAAGCUGGAGCCACCUGAUACAGACCAAGAGGCCCAGUCCCAUGCCAGCGUUUCCUGGAUUGUGGACCCAAAGCCAGACUCCAGGAGGAACCUCAGCACCAACUGAGCCACUGAGGAAUCACACUGUGCCGCAGAAACACAGAUGUGGGGAGCACAGGCUCCUGCCCCCCACCACCGAGAGGCUCGCCUGCAGCUCUGAAGACCUAGGCCCAGCCCCUACCUGUAUGACCUCUCAGCCAUUUGGCCUGGGCCUGCCAGUGGGUCUUUCACAGUGAACCCUGCCCCAGCUGCAGAGAAGACGUCAGGCUUCUAGCUGAUGAGACUGGAACUCUCUGGAGGGCCAAGAAGUGACUUUGUCCAGAAUUCAUGUUUUUAAAUAGAAAAAAAAAAAAAGAUCUUUUUAUAAAAUGAAAUUUUAACACUUGGCUCCAGCCUCUAGGUAAAACUGCCAAUCUUCAGACAAAUAGCCAUGGGCUCCCAGGAUGGAGGAACUGAUCCUGGCCAGAGGCCCUGUCCUCAGGGUGGGUUCUCAGCGUGGGUUCUCAGCAUGGUUGGGAGCAUGAGAGGACGGCGGUCUGUGGAUGGGUUGAAAGCAGGAGGCUCAGGGCAGAGUUGAGAGUUCUUACCUAACGCGGUUGAGAGCUGGACUCCAGCUCUUCAGUGAGGACAUAGCCUUGGAGGCUCCUAAGCCAAAGCAGGAGCUUCUGGUCUGUUCUGGGGCUCCAGAUAGGGAGGAGCAAGUAGUUUUCCAAGCCAGGCACUCCUUAGGUGGUUCAGCCACUCUGCACUAGUGACGGGCCGCAUGGGGACAAAGCAGUGGCAACUUCAUCUUGGGCACGAAUGGACAGGUCAGCUAGGAUCACAACUUGCCACAUCACAUCAGGUCUGUGGUGAGGACUCAUUUUGAUUCUCUGAAUUGCUGGGCACAUCGCUAGUUCAUAUGUGCAAAAGGCCUAGAUCAGGUGACUGCCUUCCCACCCCCACCCCCAGAAUGGCCUUGGGAGCAUGCUGGUGUCCUGGCAUACCAGUGCUGCUGAAGCCUUCUGCCUAGGUUGCAUAGCUUCUAAAAAUGACUUGGGUGGAAGUUGUCGUCCUGGGCUAUAAGAGGAAUGAAGGGCUGGUUCCUGUGGGCAGGGAGCAGAGAGGAGCAUGGACCCAUGGGUACAUCAGCAGGUCUUGGGCUUCCCUGGCACAGUUCAUCCUGUGCCUGGGAUGGACAGGCCAGACCCCAAGCAAAGGCUAGGAGUUCUAGUUCUGAGCAUGUGCAGAGAGCUCUGGGCACCUUUGACCUUGAGUCUGGCAGAGUGGGCGUCCUGCCUGCCGAGCACCCAGCACAGAAAGUUGUCCUCUUCAGAUACUGGAGAUUGGAUUCAUUUUCCUGUCAGCUCACACCUUGUAGGAAUCCAUACAAAAGACCUGCAGCUUCUUGGCCCGUCCUCCACAGAGCUGAGCUCAGGAAGCUCUGCUGGUAGGAACAAGGCCUGACUGGAAAACUGUAGACACUACAAGGAGUUCCUCAAGCUGUUUUGUUUUUAAAUCACAUAUAGGCAUUUCUUCCCUUUGAAGCUGCUAUGUCUUUAUUUAUUCAGGGUGUUUCAUAUUGGAAAGCCUUGGCUAGUGUGCUCAUUUAGAGAUUAGCUUUCUUGAAUAUUGAGAAACAAAGUGACUGGACCUCUCUCAUGCUCUCUCCUUCACUCCUUAGAAAGGAACAUUGUAAUGUUCAAUGGGAAGGCCAGGCUUUCACAUUUCCCCCGGCACACAGUCACUAUACUUGAACUGUGAAGGAGCUGUUCAGGUGGGAGUCCAAUGUGUUCCGUGCUUGUUCAGUCCCUGUUGUCACCAUGGCCACUGGGCCCCUGCUGGCCUCUCCUCUAGCCAGCUGCUCUGAGCAGGCCUCUUUCUUGCUGGCUGUGCGUUUUCAACACAGCACUUCCUGCUUUGACUCUGGUGUCUCCUACUAAGGAGUUCACUGAGAAGCCUGGGGUUUGAGCAGGCAGCACGCACAGUUGUCAUCAGGACAUGUGACACCAGUCUGGACACAGCAGUUAGGGAUGGCCAGGCUGCCAAGUUGCAGUACAGAAUUGUUGCUCAUGGUAUGGCAGUGGACUGAACUGUAAGAAAAAUGUUAUUUAAUCUUCGUCUCCAUAUUUUGAUACUUGAAUGACUUCCCCUUUUGUUUUACUGUAUAUAUACCUGUCAGUCUGGCUUUGUCUGCGUUGUAAGCAUCUGUGGUACCAAACAUAGCCGGCCUGUGCAACAAUAGACGGACCUCACCACACAGGGCUGUAAAUACCCCUGGGCUUCCAGCUUUGGUUUUGUUCUUUUCGUAACUGUUAAUAAACAAGACGCGACAUGCACCAGCCUUA
Molecule: messenger RNA, 5841 nt
Organism: Jaculus jaculus (lesser Egyptian jerboa)
Lineage: Eukaryota; Metazoa; Chordata; Mammalia; Rodentia; Dipodidae
Gene: Anks1a
Product: ankyrin repeat and sterile alpha motif domain containing 1A
Exons: 25
Coding region: 60-3581 (1173 amino acids)
Cellular component (GO): cytosol
Molecular function (GO): protein binding
Source: RefSeq, a predicted model, not a curated record